CUCCAUGUUACGGGCACCGAAACCGACCGAUCAGACUCGGGCGCGACAGAAGUGUCACCAACCACAGCGCAGGAGACGCACCAAGCCCGCCUGUGAUUGGUUGCCGUAGGGGCUGGGGGGGAAAUCCCUCUUCCCCGUAGAGGUCCCAGGGAGGGGGCGGUGCAUAACAAAAAAGUAAUGGCCAUCUAUUUGGGUCCAGAAGAAGGAGGGAUAGCGUAAAUAUAGUCGGAGUAUCGUCGCUGUUAUUGCGUUAUUAUCAUGUUGGCGCGUGCGUUUGCCUGUUAGUGAUACCUGGUUGCGUCUUGCCCGUUUCCCCGCUGCUCGUUUCGUUGCGCUCGGUUGCAGGAACGGUUAAUAAGCUGGCUGAACUUGGUGCCGCGUUUUAGGGUUAAAGCAGCCAAGCUAGCCACGCUAACGUUAGCUACUACCACGGCUGCUGAGUGAGCCAACGUCUGGAAGGGCGUACGACUUUAACGUUUUUCUCCCCCAAGUCUCCACACGUUUCUGAGUUUGGCGUCGCGCUCUCGUCUUCCCUUUUAAGCUAACCUGUUCUCGUCAACAUGGAGGGGACACACUUUGCAAGAGCAUGAAGACGACGGCGGCGGCGACGAACGACGACUAAAGAGGAUUAAAAGCAACUCGGUCUUGAUGGGGAAAAGUUGAGUUGAGGAUUAAGAACUUGGGAUAAACUGAAGAAAGGUUUCAAGGCUUUCCUAUUGUGCAAGGACAUGCUAAAACCUCAGUGAUGGAGCCCACGGUUGUGAGUACGUCCACUGUGGCCCCUGAUGAGUUUGAUAGGAAUGUGCCACGAAUCUGUGGCGUGUGUGGCGACAAAGCCACUGGCUUCCACUUCAACGCCAUGACCUGUGAGGGCUGCAAGGGCUUUUUCAGGCGCAGUAUGAAGCGCAAGGCCACCUUCACAUGUCCCUUUAACGGCAGUUGCAACAUCACCAAGGACAACAGGCGCCACUGCCAGGCAUGCCGACUCAAACGGUGUGUGGACAUUGGCAUGAUGAAAGAGUUCAUUCUGACAGACGAGGAAGUGCAGAGGAAGAAGGACCUGAUUCAGCGGAGGAAGGAGGAGGAGGCGCAGCGCGAGGCAGAGAAAGAGGCACGGCGACCCAGACUCACUGAUGAACAGAGUCAGAUCAUCGCCACGCUGGUGGACGCUCACCAUAAGACAUAUGAUGACUCCUACUCUGACUUCUCCCGAUUUAGGCCUCCUGUGCGUGAGGGCCCAGUGACACGAAGCGCUAGCAGAGCUGCCUCUCUCCACUCCCUGUCUGAUGCCUCCUCUGACUCCUUCAGUCACUCUCCAGAGUCAGCUGACACCAAAAUGAACUUUAACAACCUGCUGAUGAUGUACCAGGAGCAGGGCAGCAGUCCUGACUCCAGUGAAGAAGAAGGCUCCAGUUUUUCUAUGCUGCCCCACCUGGCUGACCUGGUCUCCUAUAGUAUCCAGAAGGUCAUCGGUUUUGCUAAGAUGAUUCCCGGUUUCAGGGAGCUGACUGCAGAGGACCAGAUUGCUCUGCUCAAGUCCAGUGCCAUUGAGGUGAUCAUGCUGCGCUCAAAUCAAAGUUUCAACCUGGAAGACAUGUCCUGGAGCUGUGGUGGACCUGACUUUAAAUAUCAGAUCAGUGACGUCACCAAAGCGGGCCACACUCUGGAGCUGUUGGAGCCACUGGUAAAGUUCCAGGUGGGCCUGAAGAAGCUCAACCUGCAUGAGGAGGAACAUGUGCUGCUGAUGGCCAUCUGUCUGCUUUCUCCAGACCGCCCAGGUGUGCAGGAUCAUGCACGGAUCGAAGCCCUGCAAGACCGGCUGUCAGAGACGCUGCAGGCCUACAUCAGGCUUCACCACCCAGGAGGGAGGCUGCUCUACGCCAAGAUGAUCCAAAAGCUGGCCGACCUGCGCAGUCUUAACGAGGAGCACUCCAAACAGUACCGCUCACUGUCCUUUCAGCCGGAGCACAGCAUGCAGCUCACUCCACUGGUGCUGGAGGUGUUUGGCAGUGAAGUCUCCUAGAAGCAACCUCUGAACCUCAGUCGGUUGGGGAGGAAGCUGGAGGCAAGACCCCUGGAGGUAGAAAACAGAGGGAGGGGAGCUGAGGAUGUCCUGGUUGGACUAAAUGCAGGUGUGGUGUAUGAAACAAAUGAAAAAGAGAAAGUAGUGAGCAUGUGUGCGUGCGUGCGUGCGUGCGUGCGUGUGUGUGUGGAUUCCCAUAUAAAGAAGUCUGUCUUGGUGUAAAGGCCAAGGUUGUGUGGAGAGCAAGCAGAUAUGAAGAGACAUAGUAAACAAGGGAAUAGUACAAAUUAAACUAUACAUAUGACUUCUGGCUAUAUACAGUGUUUUUGUCUGUAUUUAAAUCAACAAACAGCUGCUUCAAAUGCCUGGACAUUUUGUGUGUGUACCUGUGGUGUGCACACCAACACAACAAGCAUACUCAGUUAUUCAUUUAGCCAUUCAGUUGAGCUACCUCUUAGUUUUACUGGGGUUGUUUUAUAUUUACAUCACCAAUGUGAAACUUUUUACACAGAACAGUUUAGAUACCGUACGCAUUACAUUUCAGUUUACCUGUGCAAAAGCAGUGCCUGCACAUUACUUUGAAUUUUUUGAUGAAUCAGAAAUCAUGUUGUUUGUUUUUUGUUUUGUUUUGUUUUUUUUUUAAUCUGCUUCUCUCCAAGGCAGCAUAUGUAUAUGACUUUGUGUACAAUUCAAACACAUGCCUUUCACCUUUCACCAAAGGUAUGGUCAACUACUUUCUCGAAAAGCUUCCAGUACCUAAAAAUAACCUUGCUGCUCCAUGGCUCGCUUCACUCAUGCAGCCGCUCGGCAAGUUGUCUGACUAGCCUCACAGCCUAUGAAGGAAAAUGUUAUAUUAUUAUAGGUUUAUACAGCAGAGUAGAGAGUUUAGUCUGUAAUUUAGUGAGGUUCUGAUAGGACCUUAGGGUGCCUGGUUUUGAGGUGAGAAUUAGCCACUAAAUGUAUUAGCUACUUUUACACUGCUAACUGUCAAUCAAACCAAGCCAACCUUAUGGCUUGUUGCUCUUUUAAAAUUGUUUUUCAUUAUUCUCGUCCCUUGUUUAAUUGUUGUUGCUUUUUUCCAUGUAAAUAGAGAAUUGCUAUCAAAUGUAUCUUAAGCACUGUUAUACCACCUUUUACUCAAGCCUAUGUAUUGAUAUACAGUAUCUAUGUUAUCACAGAUUUUAAAGGGCUAAAAUGCCAAAUCUAACUGGAAUAGUAAAUUGACGGCAAAGCAAAGGGCCUGCCUUGUUAAUAUAUAGCUGCAUAGCAUACUCAGAAUUGGCAUAGCUGCGGAUAUAAUUGCAAUAGAUAUUAUUUUUGUUGUCGUUGUUGUUUUCUAUGUCACUUCACCUUUAAAACAAUUCCAUGAAUUGUUCCUCCUCAGUAUACAGUGAGCUCAGUGGAUGGAGAGCUUGGGAAGCUGUUUCAGACCUCCACAGAUAUCACACCCCUUUCGUUUCUGACUGGGAAGCAGAUUUUCUAGAAUGUCCAAGGGCCUGGUUGUGGUGGUGUUGCUGCGCACGUCCUCCACCCGGGCCCUCCUGUUUGAUGAUGUAUGCUGCGCAGCCCUCUAGUGGCUGCAUUGUGUAAAUACCAGGUAUAUAUAAAUAAUGUCUGCCGCUGUACAUAGGGCUACAUAGAUUUUGUUUUGGUAUUUUUCCUCUAAAAUAUAUAUGCAAAUACAACUGACUUUUUGUUUCUGACCCAUAAGCACCAUGUUCUCCAACACUAUGCUCUUUCUUUUGUCUGGUCUUUUUUUUUUCUUUUCUUUUUUCCCCUUUGGUAGGAAAUAUUUAGGAAUUGCUUAAACAGGGAACUGCUUGAGUAUUUGACACACUCAAAUUCUUAUUUUAGUGGUGGGCUGAUGUGAAUAUUCAAGGUUCAUUUUCAGAAAAAGGACAACCUAAACAAACCGUGCUGCUCUCUAAUAUAAGCCAUUUAGAUUACCAAACUAGCUAUCUACCUGGUACAUUACAGUACAUCAAAACGAUGACUCCAGAACCUUGGACAUUCUCACCGUGUCAUCUACUAAAUUUAUAUGCUAUUUAUCUAUGACUUUUGGAACAUGAGCUUGUAUAUGAUAAGAACUUGUAUGCCUUCUCUCUGCUGUCAGUCAUCUUUGGCUUAUGCUUCAUCAGACAGCAUUUAAUGGCUUAUAAACCAAACUGCCAAGAGACUUUAAACGCUUUGAUUUACAGGCCAGUAAUAUAUGGCUUGCUGCAUGUGGGAUUAUGGUAAAAUAAUAUGGGAGAACAUAUCUUCUACAUCAAGACAAUUCCCUACAGUAAAGUCCAUUUCCUGCCAAGUUCUCAUGAUUUCACUAGAGGCAGUGUUACUUAAAGGAAGUCAUUUGCAGAACUAAUAUAAAAGUUUCUGGGGGUUUUUGUUUGUUUGUUUGUUUGUUUUUUGGGGGGGGGUCGUCUUGUAUUUGCUGUGUGACAAAAUAAAUCUCUUAAAACGGAUUCUGCGAUUGGCCAUCCGGUCCACAUUUGUCACGCAUAGGUUUUCCUUCAUCUCAGUAGACCAGGGUUACUCUGUGAGGAAGACGGCAAGAGAGCACGUUUGCAGUCGAGCUCGUCUCACAACUGCUAUGUGAGAAGUUGUGACAGGUGUUGCUUUGAUCUGUUUUUAAAGAGUUUAAAGUCCGUUCUACAUCACUGUGGCUUUAUCCCAACUCUCUGCAGUCACUGUGAAACUCCACAAACUGACAGCCGGAGCAUGAUGCUUAGGUAAUCCGCACAUCACAAAUAGUCGAUUGUUUUUAAUGUUCUUGUAGUCACAUCAGCUUGACUUUUCUUCCUGGAAAUCAUCGGGAUUAUAUAACUAGAUAUAUUAAUGCAGAAUCCACAUGUCCCACAAUGCAAAUUACCCUGCUGUGAUCGAUCUUUAAAGAUUUGAAGCUCGAGUGUCGUUAGGCAGUACCAUUUGUAUGUAUAGUAUGUCAGUAUGUCAGAGGGGUAUGAUGUGCUUGGUUACUGAAUAGUGACUUUUGACUUUUUUCUUUUCUUUCUUUUUUUUUUUAAAGUCACCGUGUUGAUUAUAUUUCUGAAUACAUACUUCUGUAUGUAGAUGGUUUGAUUUAGUUCUAUUUUCUUUUUUGAGAUAGAGGCUGCAGUGUUGACUUGUGUAUGUUUAAAUACAGUGGGAGGUUUGGUGAAUAUGUAAGUGCCACGGGGAGAAUUCCCUCCACACAUGAACAGGGUAAAAAGAGGAGUUGAGUUUGGGGGUUUGAAAACCGAACAGGAAAACUCUCGAGGAUGUGUCGAACGAGCAAUCAGCAUUUGUGUAGUACCACAUGGCAUUAGGGGUAUUCAGAGUUUGUCAUAAGAAGGAACCCCUGUUUUUUUUGUUUUGUUUUCUUAAGAAUAUGAUGUCUGAUUGCUGAUAUUUCUUUCUCUUCCCUACACACAAUAUACACCAUCCAAAUAAAGUUAAAUUUGAAUGUGGUUCAUUCCCAGAGGUUCCUGUUUGGUUUCUUGAUGAUAGGCUGCUCAGAAUCUGUUAAGUUUUUAACUCUGCAUUGUAGUCGUUCUAAUACUGGAACUUGUUAACUAUACAUCAAUGGACAUCCAACCUCAAAAUAGAUGGAGCCAUCUUUGUUGAGAUUUCGUAAGAUCUGCAACAUAACACAGUAACGAUGCCUGCAAUAUACAACUCAUGGUACACUAUCACCAGCAAGCUUUACAGUUUAUCAAGUUCGUAGAUGUUAUAGAAGUUGGUGUGUGUGUGUGUGUGUGUGUGUGUGUGUGUGUGUGUGUGUGUGUGUCACUGUUGCCAUUACAAAUCCUGUCUGAAAACAUGUAUAGAAAGCAUUCACAGAGGACUGUUGGCCAUCUCCGUGCAAAGGAUAUCAAGUCUUUAUUUUGUAUUCUUUCUGCUCCUCCCUUUAGGACAGGGAUUGUAAUGGAAUCAACUUAAUGUAGUUCUUACAAAAAGGAGUGUCCACAAUGGAUGUACACCAUAAUCUACCUAAAAAGAAAAAAAAGAAAAAGAAAAAACCUACCUCUUUUAGCGCCGAUUUUGCUUUAGCAUUAAGCAUUUGCCUCUGUUUUUACUUUUUAUAAUAUUUGUAUUCAUGUUGGUAUUUAUUGCUGUCUAAUGAGUCAUACUUCAAUGAUUACCUCAGAGAUAUCUCACAGAUUUGGGAGAGUCCAGCUAAUGAAUUCAUUUUUUUUUUCUUUUCUUUUGUAUACAUUUCUUUCUUCUCAGACUUAGCAAAGACUUUUUUUGUUAACGCACAAAAUACCAGAGUGUUUUUUAAUAUAGUGCCUGCACUCUUACCAUCGGGGCUCUGGCUAAGAUGAGGCUGCAUUUACUUCAGGAGUGUCAUUCUUCUCUGCAUCUUUAUCUUGCUACGGUGUUGCAGACAUCUACAGUAUCUCUACAGGCAUUAAAGGGACCAUUUACUCAAAAAUGAAAUGUGCAUGUUUUUCCUCUGGCUUGCAGCUGUUUAUCUGUCGAGAUUGUUUUGGUGUAAGUUGCUCAGUUUUUGGAGAUUACAACUACCUUUCUGUUGAAUUUAAUUCACCGUUAAUGGCAAAGUUAUGCGGUUAAGCGAUAGUUUCACAAACCUUGUGAGCAGAUUCAUAUAGGAACUAUUUUCUACCACUUUUGUAUUUCACAUUUUUAGCACUACAGGUGAGAGGGGUGUAAAUGCAUACUUUUAAUUUGAGGUGAAUCGUCCCUUUCAAGGCAGACAGAAGAAGAGGACUUUUCAGGGUGAAUGCAGCUUUAAAGAAGUAACAACCUGAAAGACUUUGUGGCAGUAGGAGAAGCGAGAGGUGCGUCUGUGCUCUCCUUGGUACUGUUAGCAUGGUCUGUGCUCUAUAGUACGUAGUCAUUACCUUGUCCCUGUGAUUUGUUGCCGUCAUGUCCGCCAUACUCUCUCCGUGUCUUCACCUCUCCUUCUGUCGUGAAGUCUGUUCUUGCGCCUUCGUUAUUCCCGACUGAUGCUUUUCAGUCAAACGACGGGAAUAAGGAGUGGCGAAAUCCUCAGUGUCCAUGAAAUGCUGCUUUUAUCUUGAGCAUCACCAAGUUGUGUGACACUGACGCUACCUAAUGAGGGCACCGUCCAAAUCGUCGCCCCCCCAGCGGUGCGACAGGCCUCGUUAGAAGAUGGUGUCUUUUGAAAUGCAACCUGGAGUUGCUCGUGGGUGUGGGGGGGUAAUAUUCCAUUCAGAUCCGAGUAUCAUUUAGGAGCGACUGCUCACUUUGGUGAAUACAAACCAAGUUUUCUUUCACUCUCUCUUUUUUUUCCUUUUUUUUUUUUUUUCUUUUUUCUUUUUUGCUUUCAUGUCAAACUGCUUCAGGUGAACACUGAAUAAAAUUAGAGUUUUUAUCGAUCAGUCAAUACUGAGGAACAGUGACGCCAUGGUCGCAUCAAUCCUGAGCUGUGUGCCAUAACAUGACCCUUUUCAUGCAGGGAAAGGUGUUAAAGCUGGCUUCAUAUGUUCCCCAGCUUAAUUUGAGUGGGAAAAUUGCCCGAGCGUGCGAUUGGCUUCUUAAUCGGUGCUCUGUCAGACAUGCGCAUUGAUCUUUUAUAAGGUAUCAAUUUGAAUUUGGUAUUGAAUCCUUACCCUGCAUUGUGAACCCAAAUCAUGCCACGUUGAAUUUAAAUGCCUGAACCAACGAAAGCACUUAAUACAAUGUUUGUAACACAUGUAUACUGAUCAAGCUACUAGCCAUAAACUGCCUCUGUAGGUCAGCAUGAAAUGGCUCCAGUUAUCAAAGUCACCUAAAUUCUAAUGUAAUUGCAAUUUUAUCUUUUGUCUCAGAUCUUCUUUUUCUAUUAUAAAUUGGUGUUUAUGUAAUGUUAUUUUUGUCUGAUGUUUUGCAAAUCAAAAA
Archocentrus centrarchus (flier cichlid) is the source of this 7867-nucleotide messenger RNA. Its product is annotated as vitamin D3 receptor B. The record is from RefSeq and is a predicted model, not a curated record. The transcript has 10 exons. Gene Ontology annotation, molecular function: vitamin D response element binding; nuclear receptor activity; zinc ion binding. Gene Ontology annotation, cellular component: nucleus. NCBI's taxonomy places the organism in Eukaryota, Metazoa, Chordata, Actinopteri, Cichliformes, Cichlidae. Gene Ontology annotation, biological process: positive regulation of transcription by RNA polymerase II; negative regulation of transcription by RNA polymerase II; cell differentiation. The coding region runs from base 746 to 2023 and encodes 425 amino acids.